Lycium ferocissimum is the source of this 1993-nucleotide messenger RNA. RefSeq names its product stress response protein NST1-like. Lineage: Eukaryota; Viridiplantae; Streptophyta; Magnoliopsida; Solanales; Solanaceae. The record is from RefSeq and is a predicted model, not a curated record. The coding region runs from base 181 to 1821 and encodes 546 amino acids. The transcript has 6 exons.
UGGGUAUUGAAAAUCUUGGCUUUUAACGGAAUCAUUGAAGAUCAUUUGUUCAAUACGUGGAAACAACCUCUUCGCAUAAAUCCAAAGGGAAGGCUGCAGAUAAUAUUUGCUCGCCCUUCUACCCUGGGGAGAAUUUCAUGUACAGAAUAUGCCUUUCUUUUUUUGCUGAAUCCCAUUAAAAUGGCCCGAAACCCCUUGGAGUGCUUUGAUAUUUUGUUUGACGUUCAACGUUUACGGAGAAAGAGUGCACACUGUGGGAAUAAGGAAGCAGGGUCUGAUAAUAGUGAUAUUUGGCGUUUCAAAAGGCAGAUAAGAAAAACGAAGAAUAUCGAUGAAGAUUAUGCACAGUUUUUGAUGCUUCUCCUUGACUAUGAUAAAGAGUCCAUAAAUGAAAGUGCAAAUGAAAGUAUCCCUAUUGUUAGAGAUGAGCUUAAUGAUGACAUGGAUGAGGAUGGUAACGAGGACGAAGAUGAUGGGGAUGGUAAUGAGGACGAAGACGAUGAGGAUGAGGAUGAUCCAGAUUACAAGAAGUUUUUGGCUAAUGUUAAGCCAAAAGGGAACUCAUAUGUGCUUAAAGUUGAUAGAAGCGAUGGGUUUCCUGUAUUUGUAGAGUACGAGAAAGAAGAUAGAUCUGGAUCUGAUGAAGAGUGUGAAUGUUUAGGACAGGAAAAACAACAAGACGCUGGGGAUGAGAAAGAUUUAGAUAAAGUAGAAAGUCAUCCAUUUUCAAGAACUGUACUGGAAAAUGAUAAUGAUGUGAUAGUUGAGCCUUUGGGUCCUGUUAUUCAGAAGGAAAAAGGGCUUACAAGCCAGAAUCCUGGGAGGCCUCGGAAGGGUGAGACAAAAAAUAGGUCAGAUAAGGAGCAGAAGACAGGGAAAGGGAGAAAAUCAGCUAAAAAAUUCAAUAACAAAGAAGAAGCAGCUGAUGUAGAUGAAGACUAUUCCUUACUUCUGGAGAAAUUUAUUUGUAAGAAUUGGCGCAUGACAAACUCAUUUAUUAGGCAAUAUAAUCUAAAAAGAAAGCCAUCAUUAAGGGCUCUCCUGGAAAGUGAUAGCGAUAUACCUCCAAAGAAAAAGAAGAAAAAGAGGCUUAGGAAGCAGAAAAGUAGCACGAAGGGCAAUGAUGCAUCCAAGAGGCAGGGAAAGGGUGAGAAAAGGAAGAGGUCAAGCAAAGAGCCGACGGCGCGAAAAGGGAGAAAAUCAUCAGCAGUUGUGGCUGUCAACGAAGAUGUAGCCAGAAUGACACCAGUAGAUGUUGCUGUCAAAGAAGAGAUAGCUGAUGUAGAUGAAGCCUCAUUUAAGGCUGCUGAAGAAGAUCUUCAAAUAAUUGUCGGUGAUAAUUAUACAUUUGGAAAGGAAGGAAGCUCUAAUCUCAUCGAAGCUUCUUCAGAAAAACACUGUGAAAAUGUUGAGGAUAGCUGCCCGCUUCAAACUGUGACUUCUGAUUUUUGGUGGAAUGUCAAGGCUCUUCUUGAGAAGCCUUAUGAUCAGAAGGAAUAUAUAGAACUGUGGAAACUUGUCAAAUGUAGAAAGCCUGUUCUAAAGAGUUCGGACUUACGUAAUGGGAAAUUUUGCUCAACGAGGCGGUUGGGAAAGUCAUAUUUGGAUCAUCAUAAAGACCUUGAUGAACAACUUAAAGAAGUUGACAACGACAAGAUGAAAAAGCUAAACAUCUUGCGCGGCUUUUUCUUUUGGUUACAGAAUCUUACACAGAAAGGAGCUUUCAGGCCUUGGACCAAUCCGGAGUGGCUCUCGUUGUUGGAAAAUUCCACUGUUCCAAUGCUUACUUUCUCUGAUAAUCAAGCCGGGACAAUGUGGUGAAGGAUGUUACUAAAGCAUGCCAUGCCUAAGUCAGAAAUGAUACAAUGGAUCGUCUGUUUUGUUAUAAUUUUGUAAGAUAUUGAAGUCCAUGUAUCAUCCAUGUAAAUAAACCAAGUGGACUAUCUUGCUAUGCAAGGGAAUUUGGGUAAUAUUUCGAUCUGCUUGUGUCUAA